AUGUCCUCGCUGGAGGCACUCUUGAGCUCGCCGACGGACGUCAUCGCCGAGUGUCCCGUCCUUGGCCCCAGCGAUGUGCGGGUGGUGGUCGCCAAUCUUGAGGUCAUCUUGAACAAGUGCCUCUACAGCGUCCGCCGGGCGCUGCCCGGUCCAUUAGAGGUGCUGCUCAUCGUUAUUGGUGACGCCAGCGACCUUCAGGCGAGUAAAGUGUGCGCCGGCCUGCUGCAGCCCGCCGAGGAGGGCACGUGUGCGGACGUCUUUUGCGACUUGGCGGAGCAGCUGCUGGCGCGUCGAGCCGCGGUCAUUCGCCUGCAGUUCGAUGUGGAGGUCUUCUUCAAGGUGAUGCAGGUGUUUUGCUGUGCCGCGUCGCUCAAGGACCGGCUCGGCGCACGCCUUGGUGAGGUGCUGCUGGGCUUCUUAAAGGACGUUGACAUGCAUGCCGACGACUACCGCGUGCACCGCAACUGCUGCAGCGCCCUCAUCUCUCUCCUGCGCGGGUCGCAGGAGAACAAGAGUCGCCUUGGCCCCGAGUGCGCCACGAUCGCCGCCUGCCUCGACGCCUCCAGUGACUUCUUCUUCCAGAUGCAGUGCGUCGAGGUGCUCUACCGGCUGUACAAGCAUCGUAACUGUUUCUUAGCCCAUGCUGCGGCACCGGCCAACGCGAUGACGUUGGGUGUGGCCAUCAACCCAUCUCUGCUGCGAGCCAUCGAGGCGCUGCCGAAUGACAGCACGCUUCUGCACUGUAUACAUCAACUGUUAGACAGCUACAACCGUGACGUGCACCCAGACAAGGUCAUAGCAUUUUCGGUUCUGCACAUCGAGGUGGCUGGCGUGACGAUGGCGCGCGCGACGACGCUGUACUUCUCGCCGCUAUUGUUGGUCGUGCUGCUUCCCGACACCGGUAGCAGCAGCAGCAGCAGCGGUGGCGGUGGCGGUGGCGGUGGCGGCUACCUCACAAUCCCCUACGAGCACGUCCGCUCCGUCAAGUUGACGAAGGACCACAAGCUGGAGCUUCGCCUGUAUGUCAUCCCACCAAAGCUGUCACACGUGAUGAGCUUGGCGCAGGAGGGGAGGGACAAGCUCUACGUUUCGUUGACCCGCGCCACAAUGCGCGAGCUGCGCACUUCUAUCGUGCAUGAGUGGGUAGCAGAGCGGAAGCGCACGGCGCCGCGCCGUGUGACGGCGCUGGUACCACCACCCCCGUCACGCCGCACGGAGGCGGCAAGAGCUGGCCAUGCCUUGCCCUCCACCUCGUCAACUUCACCCGCACCGCCAUCGUCAUCGCACGCGAGCAGCAGCCGUACAGGCUCCACCGUGCGUCCGCCGCUGACGACGACCAUGACGGAGCGGCCGGUGAACACGCAUCAGGGCGUCGGCUUAGACAGUCAUCACCAAGCACUCGCGCGGCCCAAGGCGCCGCACCCUCAGUUCGUGGUGCCAGUGCAGGAGCAGCAGCAGCAGCAACAGCACCAGGCUCAACAGGAACAGGGCGGACCAGCGUACAUGAACAGCAGCGGUGACUACGCCGCCGCGGACGAGGAGGCAGGGGGGCAGUGCGAGCGCCCAUGCCUGGAAGAGGUACACCGUGCUGCCUCACUGAAGGCGAUGCGGUACCGUGAGGAGCAGCACGAGGCGCUGCAGCACGCCGUGGACUCGGCGAAAGAGGAGUUGGAGGCGCUGCAUCGCUGGAGCGCGCGAGAGCGUGACCAGUACGAGGUGCGCUUCCGUGAAGACAUGGAAGUGAUACGGCGGUCGGAGGCAGUGCUGAAGGAGAGCGCCACGGACUGCGUGCGGGCGUUGAACGCGGAACUGGAGGACGUGCAAGCCCUCGGCGCUCUCCUGAAGGGUGAGGUAGACAAGCUGCGGGAGCGACUCGCCAAGUCGCUCGGCAAGUCGGAGGGCGUCGAGGAGGCGCUCCUAACGCGGAUCAAGCACACGGUCGAUGCCCAGAUGCGCAGCAUCGAGGCGACGAUGCUCUCAGUGGACUCGGCGGCCUCCACCCCCGCCACCUCGACGGACGUCGGUGGCGGCUCAAUCAGCGACGUCUCAAACUACAUUGCACAGCAGAUGCAGGCCAUCAGCAGCGGCGCGGUGGUGGUGGGUGCCGCUGGUGCUCGAGCGAGCACUGCUGCUGCUGCUGCUGGUGGGGGUGCGGUCAUCUCCUCUGCACGAGGCACCGGCAGCGGGCGGGCUGGGAAGGGACGGCAUGAGCCGCAGCCGCUGAAGGAGCGCCGCCUGGACUACUCGUGA
Messenger RNA from Leishmania mexicana MHOM/GT/2001/U1103, 2250 nucleotides. RefSeq lists its product as hypothetical. The record is from RefSeq and is a predicted model, not a curated record. Lineage: Eukaryota; Euglenozoa; Kinetoplastea; Trypanosomatida; Trypanosomatidae. The transcript has a single exon. Bases 1 to 2250 code for a protein of 749 amino acids.